Molecule: messenger RNA, 1041 nt
Organism: Eutrema salsugineum
Lineage: Eukaryota; Viridiplantae; Streptophyta; Magnoliopsida; Brassicales; Brassicaceae
Product: GATA transcription factor 2
Exons: 2
Coding region: 132-914 (260 amino acids)
Biological process (GO): positive regulation of DNA-templated transcription
Cellular component (GO): nucleus
Molecular function (GO): sequence-specific DNA binding; zinc ion binding
Source: RefSeq, a predicted model, not a curated record
CAGUCACUGACUCUAGAGAGUGUCUAUGUGAGAGAGAAAGAGAGAGACAGAGUCAGCGUCUACAAAAGGAGAGAAAGAUAUAUAUAGAGACCUUGGACCAUUAACCGAUCAAAUCAUAACAAAAAAACAAAAUGGAUGUGUAUGGCUUAUCUUCACCAGAUAACUUACUUAGAAUCGACGACCUUCUCGACUUCUCCAACGAAGACAUCUUCUCCGCCUCUUCUUCCACUUCCACCGCCGCCACUUCCUCUUCUUCCUUCCCUCCUCCUCAUAACCCUAAUUUCCUCCACCACCAUCUCUCUUCCUCCGCCGAUCAUUCCUUUCUCCACGACAUUUGCGUUCCCAGUGACGACGCAGCUCAUCUUGAAUGGCUCUCGCAAUUCGUCGACGAUUCCUUCGCUGAUUUUCCGGCGAAUCCAUUGGGAGGAACUAUGACCUCCGUCAAAACUGAAACCUCCUUUCCCGGGAAACCAAGAAGCAAACGAUCGAGAGCUCCUGCUGCUUUCGCCGGAACUUGGUCACCGUUGCCGGAAUCAGAUCAGCAGAUUCACGUCGCCGGGAAGUUCAAGCCGAAGAAAGAACAAUCCGGCGGAGGAGGAGGAAGACAUCAAUCGACGACGGCGGAGACGGCGGAAGGAGGGAUGAGAAGAUGCACUCACUGUGCAUCGGAGAAGACGCCGCAAUGGAGGACUGGACCACUCGGACCAAAGACGCUUUGCAACGCCUGUGGUGUCCGGUUCAAAUCCGGUAGACUCGUACCGGAAUACAGACCGGCUUCGAGCCCUACUUUUGUUUUGACUCAGCACUCGAACUCUCACCGGAAAGUCAUGGAGCUUCGACGGCAGAAGGAAGUUAUGAGACAACCUUCACAAGUCCAACUUCACCAUCACCACCACCACCAUCCGCAGUUUUAGUCCCUCGUCACUUUCUUUUUUUUGUUCGUUUUUUUUUGUUGGUUCUUCUUGGGGGUUGGGUUCGGAGGAGUCACGUGAUGAUGACGUGUCGCGAUCCUAGCGGCGUUGAUCACGUGACCGACGACGA